UUUCUGUAUACAUACGUAUAUACAAUCGCACGUUUAUAUGUGUAUGACGAUUUUAUCCCAAGUUAAGGUGUUUUUAUUUAACUAUAUUUGUGGACAACUUUUGUUGCCAAAAAUCAGUUGGCCAUGAGUUGUUUGGGGGAAUGUUUAGACAUCGGUCCACCACCUGACAGUAUCAUAUUUAUCCCGCCCCCACCUGUACCAGAUUUUCUCCAGUCGCCUUUACAAGAUGUUGUUUUAAAUACAACCCCGUGUACUGUUAUACCAAUAUGUGAAGCAUGGGUGCAAGUUCAAGGAGGGGGCAAAUUUUCAGAAUUACCAAGGAAAGAUGUAGAGACAUGGGCGGCAUCUACGAUUGAUGAUACCUGGUUGCUAAUUUUAGUCGCUUCGUCGGUGGUUGUUUUGUUACUAGGAGCCCUACUGGCGAUGUUUUUGCUCAAAUGUAGAGAGAUAAAUCUUUUUGGUAGUACAGAUUGCACCCUUCAUAGCCGUGACAUCCAUCAAACUAAAUCGCCAGAUCAAAGGGAAUGUUCCGGUUUUAAUGGUACGGUCUCUCAUAAAUAUCUCCAUCCAACCGAAGCCGUUCUAUACACGGGCUCUCCAACCAUGCAUGACAAUCGUUUGGUUUGGGCCGCAUUAACGCCUAGAGGCACACAACAUUUUAUUUCCGAAAGUUAUCCAAAAAAUCUCAUCAAUUAUGUGGAAAACGAUGUCCAUUACGAAGCUGUGGAUAAUUUAACAGCCCAUCCGUUACAAUCACCGACUUACGAUGAUUACCAAAAAGGUAAGCUAAUCAGGGCGGUCCAUAUUAGAGAUAUCUCCAAUUGGGAAUGAUACCUUUAAUGCAG
Molecule: messenger RNA, 845 nt
Organism: Agrilus planipennis (emerald ash borer)
Lineage: Eukaryota; Metazoa; Arthropoda; Insecta; Coleoptera; Buprestidae
Exons: 4
Coding region: 124-831 (235 amino acids)
Source: RefSeq, a predicted model, not a curated record